This is a messenger RNA of Linepithema humile (Argentine ant), 2646 nucleotides long. RefSeq names its product Raf oncogene (gene Raf). The record is from RefSeq and is a predicted model, not a curated record. Gene Ontology annotation, cellular component: cytoplasm. Gene Ontology annotation, biological process: protein phosphorylation; Ras protein signal transduction. NCBI's taxonomy places the organism in Eukaryota, Metazoa, Arthropoda, Insecta, Hymenoptera, Formicidae. Gene Ontology annotation, molecular function: ATP binding; protein kinase activity.
CCCGACGUAGCAAAAAGAUGGCCGUGAUCGGCGAACGCAGGUAUCACGCCGUGGUUCGUGCGAGCGCGCACACGGAGUUCUCGUGUCAUAAAAUCGAAGAUCGAAACGAGGCGAUAGUCACAUCGCCGUUGCCGUCACCCUCAUCUUCAUCAUCGUCAUCGUUGUCCUCGUCUUCGGUAUUGACGCGUCGCCGUCGGCAUAGGAAGAAAAGCACAGCGGACCGCUUAUCGCCGCCGCCACCACCGCCGCCGCAACAGCAGCAGCAACUUGCGAUGUCUCGUGGAGGCGGUCCAGAAUUUGGCGAGCUUAGUGAUCCAGAUGACAGCUAUCUGGAUACAGAUCAACUCAGGCACGAAUUAUACAAUAUACAGAGAGUCAUACAUUUCACGCGACAAAACAUUGACGCUUUGAACACUCGUUUUGCUGAUUUACGAAAUCCACCUCCGAUUUAUCUUAGUGAAUACAAUGAACUGACAAGUAAAUUGCAUGAUCUAGAGUGUAAAGAGCAGCAACUGAAUGAAGCGCUGGAUGCUGAAAGUAUUCCUAGUGUUACUAUGUCUGAAUGCGACAACAAUAUGGGCAGAGGCCCCAGGACACCGGUGAAAUCCAUCAGUACACUCAGGGCAUAUCUACCUAAUCAACAACGUACUAGUGUGCAAGUGCGAGAAGGACUUUCCUUAAGAGACGCGUUAGCCAAAGCUAUGAAACUACGAAAUCUUACUCCUGAGAUGUGCGCAGUUUACAUUAUGGGUAUAAACAAUUCCAAGUAUUUGAUAUCUUGGGAUGCAGAUAUCUCGUUGUUGGAGUGUGAUGAGAUAUCGGUGGAAAUUUUGGAUAAAUUUCCUAUUACUACUUCCAUUUCGCACAACUUUGUGCGUAAGACAUUCUUCUCGCUAGCUUUUUGUGAGUGUUGUAGAAAACUGCUGUUCCAAGGAUUUUAUUGCAGAACAUGUAAUUACAGAUUUCAUCAGAGGUGCGCGGGUGGUGUGCCAGCUCUGUGCCAUCAAGUGCGUAUGCAAGAUGCGUACUACAAAGCAUUACUUGCGCACAAUCCGGAAACUACUGCUGGAAUCUUGCAAGUUCCUUCUGGUUACUUGAAUAGGAGUAUGUCUCCCUCUCUGGCUCCAUCAAGAAAUCAGAGGCAUCCACGUUCCUUGGGCCAGCAAGACCGUUCUAGUUCAGCACCCAAUGUCUGCUUCAAUAUGGUUAAACCAGGCAAUGAACCUAUUAAUGCAGAUGAAUACAGUAGAUCUGAGAAUUUAGGUAGACCCGUUGGUACUAUGCAAAGUCCUAUAUCACCUGACAACAGUCCAACAAAGCACAGUCAGUCCACGCAGGCUAGCCCUACCAAUACAUUAAGGCUGAAGCGACCAAGAGCAAAAUCAGCUGAUGAAUCGUCGAAAAAUGUCCUAGCACCAAGAGAAUCCAUUGAAGAUUGGGAAAUUCCAGCAGAUGAGAUCCUAGUAGGUCCACGUAUUGGAUCAGGAUCAUUCGGAACUGUAUAUAAAGCUCAUUGGCAUGGACCUGUUGCUGUGAAAACACUCAAUGUCAAAAUUCCUACGUCUGCACAGUUGCAAGCAUUUAAAAAUGAAGUAGCUGUUUUGCGUAAGACUCGACAUGUGAAUGUUCUGCUAUUUAUGGGUUGCGUCAGUAAACCACAACUUGCGAUUGUUACACAAUGGUGCGAAGGUUCGUCUCUGUAUAAACAUUUGCAUGUGUUCGAGUCCAAGUUUGAAUUGCUGACGUUAAUAGAAAUUGGCAGACAGACAGCACAAGGUAUGGACUAUCUGCAUGCGAAGAACAUCAUUCACCGUGACUUGAAGAGUAACAACAUCUUCUUGCACGACGAUCUUACUGUUAAAAUUGGCGAUUUUGGUCUAGCAACAGCAAAAACUCGAUGGUCCGGUUCUCAACAGUUUCAUCAACCGACUGGUUCCAUUCUCUGGAUGGCACCAGAAGUCAUCAGGAUGCAAGAGGAAAAUCCGUAUAGUUUUCAGUCUGAUGUCUACGCAUUUGGUGUAGUGUUGUUUGAAUUAUUAGCUGGUCAGUUACCGUAUUCACAUAUAAACAAUAAAGAUCAGAUAUUGUUUAUGGUAGGACGUGGUUAUCUGCGUCCCGAUUUAAACAAAUUGCGUUCCGAUACACCGAAAGCACUAAAAAGACUCACGGAGGACUGUAUUAAAUUUUCGCGCGAUGAGCGACCGAUAUUUCGUCAGAUCUUGGCUAGUUUAGAGAGUCUUUUGCGUGGUUUACCGAAGAUAACAAGAUCAGCUUCCGAACCAAAUCUGAAUAGAACGCAAUUGCAAUCUGACGAUUUUCUAUACACCUGUGCUUCACCAAAAACGCCGGUAAACUUUCAAUUUGGCGCUUUCCCCUUUUAUCCUUCCGGUGGGAACAUAUAAAUGUAUCAGCUGACACAUUAUAAGUCUGAUGCACUUUGCGUAAAAGAAGUAUUUAAAACAUUGAAAAUAAUGAUAAGCUUAGCUUUAUGAACAAUCUAAAUCAUUCUUUCAUUAUUUCUUGAUCAUAUUGCAAAUAUUUGCUCGAUGUGGAAUGUGAUAACAUUCUUUGAUAUAAAACAAAAGAAAAAUAUAAGCUUCAUACAUAUAUAUAUGCGCGCGCGCCCACACACACACACACACACAC